AUGCGAGAUGAAGAUCAGCGGCGAGCAAAGAAAGAAAAACUUUUUCAAUUUUAUCGUGAUCCGAAUGCUGCAACUCAAUGUUCUGAUAUGGAAUCUGUAAAGACGCUGCCGACAGAUGAUGAUAUCCUUAACAUUGAUGGAUCUUCAUUUAACGCCCGAGCCUAUUUGGAGAAACACUUGAAAGAAAAGGAUCUUUCCGAUUUGAUUCUUGAAGAGAAAGUGUUGACUGAACAAAUACGUUCGCUGGAUUCGGAAAUGCAAACAUUGAUGUAUGAUAAUUACAGCAAGUUCAUCAGCGCUACCGACACUAUUCGAUUGAUGAAAUCAGACUUCAAAUAUGUGGAAAAGGAAAUGGAUUGUUUGGUGAAGAAUAUGUCCUCUAUUGGCGCACGUGAUAGGCUUAACGCGACUGUCGCUGCCUUGCAAGAAAAGACAUCGGGAGUCCGCAAGUCCACAAAAGAACAAGGUGAUCUGCAGAACAAAUCAACCGAAUCUGUGACCAACAGUACAAGCGCAGAUUAUACUCGUCCAGAUAUCCUUCACUUUGCAAACUUGCUCACGGAUCACAUACUGGACGAAUUGAGUGGCUUUGCAUCGGCCUAUGCCAGUCUUUUUGCCGCAGAGAAAUCCAUGGACAAGGAAGACGAAAGCGAGUGCACUGUUAUGUAA
Molecule: messenger RNA, 669 nt
Organism: Echinostoma caproni
Lineage: Eukaryota; Metazoa; Platyhelminthes; Trematoda; Plagiorchiida; Echinostomatidae
Source: the annotation of a GenBank genome assembly